AUGGCGCGCCGAAGAAAGGAGGAGAUCGACGAAGAAGCACGCAUCGUGGACGCCAAGCUCAUGGUUCUCCGCAUGAAGGAACUAGAGUUCGAGAGGAUCUUGCACGAGAUGCGCCGAUUGAGGGAGUCGACGGGUUCGGAGAGGCGGGCUUUGGAAGCAAGACAGCAGGAGCUUCAGACAGAACGUCAGCCUGUCAACUGGCUGCCUCCGGAGCUGAUCAUCCACAUCUUUCUCGCGUUCGUGGAGAGUGGCUCGGGUCACCCCGCGGAGGUGUACCACCGGGAGCCUGUCACGCUCUCGCACGUAUGCUCUCGGUGGCGCUCUAUCGCGCUCAGCACGUCGCAGCUGUGGACACGGAUUUGCGUUCAGGGCGAGGCUUGGAACGCCCGGCCCAUCGUCACGUUCGUCGCACGGUCGGGCAGAUCCCCUCUGUCGGUUAUAUUCGCCCCACCACACAACCUGCCUGAUGGUCACGAGCAUCGACGAGCCUUGAAACUGCUCCAACACGUGGAAGUCGAUUUUGAGCGGAUGCGCAGCAUCGUCUUUCACUCCCAAGGGACCGAGGCCAUGCAGCAGUUCAUCAGCGUGCUCACACGACCAAACCACGCCUUCAAAGCGCUCGAAAGUCUCGAUCUUUCCAUAGACGCGAUCGCCGCGUCAUCCCUCCUCCUGCCUACUCUCCUACCGACCCAGCUACGAGAACCCGCGCCGGUAUCUUCGCAUUUGACCAUCCUCCGCCUCACCAAACUCCCUUUAUUCAACAUCCCCAGUCAUUUCCUUCCCAAAUUGCUCACUCUCGAGCUCGAGUUCCCUCCGAAGAAGAUACUGGUGGAGGGCUCGACCUCCUACGUGCUUCGCAUGUCACAGCUCGUUCGCUUCCUCGGAUGUACUCCGAGGCUCGAGGAACUUAUUCUCCUCGACACUUGUCCGUUCAUGGAUGUCACGCUGGAUAGAGAGGAUGCCGUUGAGAUCUCAGCCAAUCACGUGCGGGUAAAGCCAGUUGUACUGCUGCAUCUGCGCUCGCUGCAAUGGUCCUAUCCGUUCGCAAGUGACAUUCACUAUUUUCUCUCGUUCUUUGUCAUCCCGGCUCUCGAGCGUUUUGAUGUUGACGUGGACGAGUAUCCUCUCGUCCGGAACAAUGUCGCCCUGUUGCGAGGUUACUCUGACCACUCAGCAUCGCAGCUUUUCGCUCAAAACCGCGUCAUCGAGCUCUCCAAUCUGCGCGAGAUCACAUUGCAAUGUCUGAACGAGGAGACUGUAGGCAGUGUCCUGCGCAAGUUCGGGUUUCCGGUGCUCGAGAAACUCGACAUCGGUCACGUGAGCGGUUCCAUUCAGAGCGGCCGCAACAGGGCCAAGGAGGCGCUACCCACCUUUCCUCGAUUGGAGUCGAUGUUCAGAGACCCGCGCCUACCAGGACUGACCCAUCUCACCAUCUGCCACUUCGAGAUAUCGGCGGAACUGGGCAAAGCGGAGGCCAUGUUGGGUUAUCUGCCGAAUCUUGUUUCGCUCACUCUCGAUAACUGUCUCGGCGUCGGCAAGCUCUUUGAAUGCCUGUAUCAACUCUCGGCUGUUUCUGGUAGCAUUACCAGGGUCUGUUCUCAUCUGGAUUCUAUCGAGCUGUGGCGCUGCUCAGAUGUUGAUGUGCUCCCUCUCAUAGCCAUUGCAUCGAUGCGCAAUGGGGCUCACAGUGCCCUGAACUCCCAGUCCCGCAGACUCCAAUUUAUCAAGCCCAAGGCGCGGCCGAUGAAGAAGCUUCCGAGACAGGCGGUCGGGAACAAACAAGAGUUGGACCAGAACCUGCCUGCACGGCUCCGGCAUGUUCGCAUUGUGGGAUGUGCCUUAAUCGACGAAGAUCACGCGGAAUCACUCCGGGCUAUGGGCGUGGAGACUGUCCUCUGGACUUCAUUCUAG
Messenger RNA from Mycena citricolor, 1911 nucleotides. The record is from the annotation of a GenBank genome assembly. NCBI's taxonomy places the organism in Eukaryota, Fungi, Basidiomycota, Agaricomycetes, Agaricales, Mycenaceae.